ACUGUUCCCUUAGGACCUCUAUUGACUCAACAUGGCGUCUGGUCAGUUGGGGACAGUGGCUACUCAACUUCUGCUUGAAGUCAAACAUCUGUACAGCAGGAACAGUUACUUGUCAGACGAUCUUCUAUCAGCUUUGCAGGACGUCUUUGGAACUUCUCUACUAGCAUCGCUGGACAUAGUGGACCGGAAAGGAGUGACCCACGUCACCUGUCCGAGCGGAAGACACCUGUACCUGGUGGUGGGAAGCUCGGGAAGACUGUACACCUGUUUACCGUCAGGACUGUACUGCCCAUGCUCGUUCUUCACAUACGCCACACUGAUGAGAGGGGAAUCACUGGUGUGCAAACAUGUCCUAGCGGUGCAGCUGUCACAGGCCAUGGGAACAUUCCAACACCUGACUGUCUCAGAUGAAGAACUUGUUGGUCUACUGAUGAACAAAGACACAGCUCAGUGAUGGGUACUGUGGACGUGUAUAUCCGACCAUAGUGGACGCUGUGUUGAACCUUGGUUGAAUCUGCCUCAUUAUGUUACCGGUAAUGAAGGAUAGUGAAAUGCUACGAAUUUUCCAUUGCUAACCCUACACCUCUGUUGAGUGGGCAACGCCAUGAACUGAAUGAUUCAGAAGACAUGUGUCUGACGUCGAUGAAAACAACUUGCCAUUAAGAUGUGCAAACAUGAUUAUUCCACUUUC
Molecule: messenger RNA, 691 nt
Organism: Branchiostoma floridae (Florida lancelet)
Lineage: Eukaryota; Metazoa; Chordata; Leptocardii; Amphioxiformes; Branchiostomatidae
Product: zinc finger SWIM domain-containing protein 7-like
Exons: 1
Coding region: 32-454 (140 amino acids)
Biological process (GO): double-strand break repair via homologous recombination
Cellular component (GO): Shu complex
Molecular function (GO): zinc ion binding
Source: RefSeq, a predicted model, not a curated record